AGAUAAAGUUUCCUUUCCUACGGAUUCCAAAUCCAAGGUACCAUUCUUGCGGGGAUCAAAGAAUCUGAUUUUCCUCCUCCUCCUGUCCAUCAAAGACUGACUUCUUUCUUGCUGACAUAACCUCAUCAAUCAUCUCAGCAUAGCCUGUCAUCUUAAAGGAACCUUUCUUAGCUCUGCGACAGUGUAUAUCAAGAAAAUAAUUUUUUUUUUCUUCGAAAAACUUGACAAUGGAGCAUGACAGGUUAAAUUCUCCAAGCACCUCUGCAAUCACUCUUGAAGUUCUAGGCCAUCAACUGCAAUUCUCUCAGGAUCCAAAUUCCAAGCAUUUAGGAACUACAGUUUGGGAUGCAUCAGUGGUGUUCGUUAAAUUUCUGGAAAAGAAUUGCAGAAAGGGACGGUUUUGCCCUUCCAAACUCAAGGGAAAACGGGUUAUUGAACUUGGAGCAGGUUGUGGAGUGGCUGGUUUUGGGAUGGCACUGCUGGGAUGCAAUGUGGUUUCAACAGACCAAAUGGAUGUUUUGCCAUUGCUAACGAGAAAUGUUGAGCGUAAUACUUCAAGAAUCAUGCAGAUGGAUCCUAAUUCAGAUUCAUUUGGUUCAAUCAAGGUUGCAGAAUUGGACUGGGGAAACAAGGAUCAUAUAAUGGCUGUUGAUCCACCAUUUGACUACAUCAUUGGCACUGAUGUUGUUUAUGCAGAGCAUCUCCUGGAACCACUACUGCAAACAGUAUUUGCCUUGUCAGGACCCAAAACAACAAUUUUGAUGGGUUAUGAGGUUCGAUCUACAAGUGUUCACAAGCAGAUGCUUGAUGUGUGGAAACCGAACUUCGAACUGAAAAUUGUUCCAAGAGCUAAGAUGGACGGUAAGUACCAGCAUCCAAGCAUUCAACUUUACAUCAUGGGAUUAAAGCCUUCAGCUGGGAACAUAGAAAAUAUGACUCAAAGGAUUGAUCCACAAACCGAUGAAGUUGAAACAGAAGUUCAAAUGCCAAAAGAGUACGGUAAUGGUGGGAAUAGUAAUGCCAUGAAUAAUAUGGAUGAUGGCAGUAGUGAAAAAGUUCAGGAGGAUUUAAAGUUUCCAAAAGGAAAGCUUACUGAUUGGGAAGCAAGGAGACUUGGCUCAAUGGCUGCUAGACUUCUUCAAGAUGUCAAGAUGACAUAAAUUUUCAGCUGUGAUAUUCAUAAUUAGUUUAUUGUACUUCAGUCUAUAUGCCUCGCUCCAUUGUUAAGCUUUAUCAUAGUUUAAUGACACAACAUAUGCUAUGCUGCCUUAAAUCAUGACGCUGAUAUUCAGAGAUUGACAUUAGAAUUCCUGGUUUAUGGGAAAUCAGACCUAGGAAAUUAAUCCUUUGUAAAUAAGUUAUAAACAACUGACCUUGAAGUGGAUUGUGCCAGAACGCGGGCAUAAUAGGAUAAUCUCAACUGAAAUGUGAAAAGUCAGGCUUUAUCAAGUGAAGUAAAUUUUUGAAAAGAAUAUUUGAAGCUGGUUUUCAGCAUCUGCAGCAGAUUUGAAGAAAAUUGAAGUCUCCAAGAAAUAGCAUAUGAAAAACUUGCUGAUAUUUGAACGCUUCAAUGUUAGAGAAAUCCAAACAUUUUAAACCUUGCCUGAAAAAUCGCAUGUGUUCAAUAGACGGUUGCUCAAACCUGCUAGAAUAAUGUGUUUUUUCU
Molecule: messenger RNA, 1666 nt
Organism: Jatropha curcas
Lineage: Eukaryota; Viridiplantae; Streptophyta; Magnoliopsida; Malpighiales; Euphorbiaceae
Product: S-adenosyl-L-methionine-dependent methyltransferases superfamily protein
Source: RefSeq, a predicted model, not a curated record